This is a messenger RNA of Cyprinodon variegatus (sheepshead minnow), 3289 nucleotides long. RefSeq names its product heterogeneous nuclear ribonucleoprotein Q-like. Gene Ontology annotation, molecular function: mRNA 5'-UTR binding. The record is from RefSeq and is a predicted model, not a curated record. Gene Ontology annotation, cellular component: ribonucleoprotein complex; nucleus; CRD-mediated mRNA stability complex. The transcript has 11 exons. Bases 169 to 1902 code for a protein of 577 amino acids. NCBI's taxonomy places the organism in Eukaryota, Metazoa, Chordata, Actinopteri, Cyprinodontiformes, Cyprinodontidae. Gene Ontology annotation, biological process: CRD-mediated mRNA stabilization.
UUUCUCUAAAAGGGAAGAAGAGGACCUCGGGACUUUACCUAGUCGCCAUUUUCUCACCUCGGGUGCAAAAAGAAACCAAAGUGCACCUCACCGGCGUCCGCCACCCCCCUCACUAGGGACCCCCGCAACCCGAACGGAUCAGCACCGUGCAGCCACCGUUAGCCCCGGAUGAUGUCUGCAGACAUGGAGGCGGAUCAGGACCAGGUGAACGGGAACGGCACCGAGGAGCCCAUGGAAACAUCAGCUGCAGUGACCCGAUCAGAACAUUUCCAGGCUCUGUUGGACGCUGGUUUGUCUCAGAGCGUCGCUGAGAAACUAGAUGAUCUAUAUAUAGCAGGCCUGGUGGCUCACAGCGACCUCGAUGAAAGGGCCCUUGAAGCUUUGAAGGAGUUUAAUGAAGAUGGGGCCCUGCAGGUGCUGGUCCAGUUCAAGGAAAGUGAUCUGUCCCACGUUCAGAAUAAAAGUGCCUUCCUCUGUGGGGUGAUGAAGACCUACAGGCAGCGAGAGAAGCAGGGGACCAAGGUGUCUCCUGCCACUAAAGGACCUGACGAGGCCAAGAUCAAAGAGCUGCUGGAAAGAACCACCUACACUCUGGACGUAACAACGGGUCAGCGGAAGUACGGCGGCCCGCCGCCGGAGUCCGUGUACUCAGGACCGCAGCCCCCCGUGGGCACUGAGAUUUUUGUCGGGAAGAUCCCGCGGGACUUGUUCGAAGACGAGCUGGUUCCUCUCUUUGAGAAAGCCGGGCCGAUCUGGGACCUGCGCCUGAUGAUGGAUCCUCUGAGCAGCCUGAACCGGGGCUACGCCUUCGUCACGUUCUGCGCCAAGGACUCCGCCCAGGAGGCGGUGAAGCUGUGCAACAACUAUGAGAUCCGGCCCGGCAAACACAUCGGCGUGUGCAUCUCUGUGGCCAACAACAGGCUGUUUGUCGGUUCAAUUCCCAAGAGUAAAACCAAGGAGCAGAUAGUGGAAGAGUUUUCUAAAGUCACAGAGGGGCUCAGUGAUGUCAUACUGUACCACCAACCCGACGACAAGAAGAAAAACCGAGGCUUCUGCUUCCUGGAAUACGAAGACCACAAAACCGCUGCUCAGGCGCGUCGCCGGCUGAUGAGCGGCAAGGUCAAGGUCUGGAGCAACCUGGUGACGGUGGAGUGGGCCGACCCCAUCGAGGACCCCGACCCAGAGGUCAUGGCCAAGGUGAAGGUCCUAUUCGUGAGGAACCUGGCCAACGGCGUCACAGAGGAGAUCCUGGAGAAGUCCUUCAGCCAGUUUGGGAAGCUGGAGCGAGUGAAGAAGCUGAAAGACUACGCCUUCAUCCACUUUGAGGAGCGUGACGGAGCGGUGAAGGCUCUGGAGGAGAUGAACGGCCGGCAGCUGGAGGGGGAGCCCAUAGAAAUCGUUUUCGCCAAACCGCCCGACCAGAAGCGGAAGGAGCGGAAAGCCCAGCGACAAGCAGCCAAGUCUCAGAUGUAUGAUGAUUAUUACUACUACCCUCCUCCUCACGUGGCUCCUCCCACCAGGGGGCGGGGCCGAGGGGGCAACCGGGGCGGCUACGGUUACCCUCAGGAUUACUACAGCUACGACGACUACUACGAUUACUAUGGCUACGACUACCACAACUACCGUGGCGGCUACGACGACCCCUACUACGGCUACGACGACUUCCAGACCCCGGGGCGGGGGCGGGGCGCCAGCCGGGGGCCCAGGGGCGGAGCCUCCCCGGUGAGGGGCCGCGGCGGGGCCGGCGCACCCAGAGGCAGAGCCAGCUUCUCGCAGCGCGGCGGUGGCGGCGGCGUGCCCGGAUUGGGCCGUGGAGGACGCGGAUCAAGAGGAGGCGUGCCGCCGAGAGGGCGAGGAGGGCAGGAGAAAGGCGUGGAGGCCGCCGCCGACGUGUUGCUAUGAGGACCGGCCCGGCCCCGCCCGCUGGAGGAAACGGUAAGGUCAGCUGACUGCGCGGUCCGAUGGGGAUCCGGCCUCGCCGAGGAGCAGACGGAGGGACACUCGGAUCCACCUGAGCCCGGAUUCUUCUGGAUGAAUCUGUUUCUGUUUGGAGCCUUGAACUCUGUUCUGUUCUGGAGUUGGACUCGGAUCAUCAGAACCCGGCGCCGGAGGCGGGACCUUCCAGCAGAGCGGGUUUAACUACCUCAGUGUGGAGGGAGGGAGGGAGGGAGGCGGGAUCUAGGCUGCUGCUCCUCUCUAACCGGGCCUCAACAGAACCUUGAACAGAAGAGCUGCUAAAAUGACCCUCAGUCUUCCGCUCCAGAACCGACUGGGUCGUCUGGUUCUGAGCGCCCAGAACCAAGCAGAACCUGGCGGUUCGUCAGAGUGAUGGAAGCUGACGCUUCCUAAAAACUCAGGACGCCACUUUUCUUUCCCUUCAUCUGUGUUGAAUGAAACGGGUCGGUACUGGACCGGACCGUCGUUCUGCUGCCGUGGGCCCGGUGCUACAAGUCCAAUAAUGUUUGAUUCUGAGGGCGGUUCCUCCUGAUGAUCCAAUCUGGGUCCCGCUCGGGUUCUGCUGACCCCCAGCAGGUUAGCAGAACCUUUGGAAGAACUCUGGGUCGAAGCAGAACCUUAAAGUUCUGUUUGGACCAGAACUCAGAGCCUGACGCUGAUGUGGUCUGAACCUCCUGGAACCAGUUCUGACCCGGUUGAGUUCUGGAUCAGCCGAGCCAAACAGAACUGGAUCACAGGUGGGAACCGGAGCUGGAACCGCCCUGAUGGAAGGUUAACAGUUCUCCACACCCCCCCAGUUCCUCACUGGGUUCUGAUUAGGCCCGGUUCGCACGCUGAGGUUCUGGUGGGUGUGAACAGACGGAGCCUGAUGAUCCAGCAGAACCUCGAUUCCCAUCAGAACCUCAUCUGUUUAAACCCAGUAGCCUCAGGUUCUGGUUCUGCUCUGAUGUUCUGUGUUCCACCAGCAGACCUCCCAGCAUGCCUGACAGAACCACAGCCUGGGAUCUGGACUCUGUUCUGGACCCGGUUCUGGACCCGAGUCCAGAUCCGACGCUAACGGCCUCAGAAACGUUCUGCUUUGGGAAUAUCUGAUCCGUAAAAGGUCCGCCGCAGCGGUCCUGGCUCCGUUGGCUCGGAUUAAGGAGCCGUCUGUGAGGCGCUGAAAGGCAUUCUGGGAGUUGUAGUAGAACACAGCAUGUUAGCUUCUCCUUUAAGUGCUUUAAAACAGGAAGCUGUUGCUGGAUCUGCUCUGAGCUCCUGCAGAGGAAAUGUUUUAUACUGUACAGCCGCCUAAACCUAAACUUAUUUUUCUAAUAAACUCGUUAACCUUCAA